AUGUCAGAAGCUCAGGACCGACAGAAAAGCUAUGCAGAUCGGAGACGGAGGCCUUUGGAGUUUUUUGUGGACGAUCAUGUGUUCCUGCGAGUGUCUCCUACCAAGGGAGUUAGGAGAUUUGGAUUGAAAGGGAAGUUAGCUCCUCAUUACAUUGGACCCUUUCAUAUACUUGAGAGGAUUGGUGAGGUAGCAUAUCGAUUGUCACUGCCACCUUCACUUGCCGGGGUGCAUGAUGUAUUUCACGUAUCUAUGUUGAGGAAAUACGUACCACACCCUAUGCAUAUUUUGACUGAUGUAUCGAUCACCCUUCAGCCAGAUGUAACAUAUGAGGAGGUUCCAGUGCGGAUAUUGGAUCGCAAGGAACGCCAGUUGCGAAACAAGACAAUCCGAUUGGUCAAGGUUGGAUGGGAGCAUCAUUCAGAUGACGAAGCAACCUGGGAGCUGGAGGAUGAUAUCCGAGCGCAGUACCCUCACUUGUUUAAUGAAGAGAGGGAGAAUGUGAGAUACGGCAAAGUUGGGAGGAUUGUAUGGAUUGAGGUAUUGUUGUGGCAGUGGCUUGCUGUGAAGGGCUCGAUCACAAUUCCAGCAGCUGUUUUUCACUCGGGAAACAUCAGCUUUGUGGAAGCAUUGGAUUACAGGUUUGAUAAUGAAUCCUGCGCUGAGUGUGGGGAUCAGAUCUGA
Zingiber officinale is the source of this 681-nucleotide messenger RNA. RefSeq lists its product as uncharacterized. The transcript has 4 exons. NCBI's taxonomy places the organism in Eukaryota, Viridiplantae, Streptophyta, Magnoliopsida, Zingiberales, Zingiberaceae. Bases 1 to 681 code for a protein of 226 amino acids. The record is from RefSeq and is a predicted model, not a curated record.